AAUUAAUGUUACGUAACGCAUAACUGAACAUCGUCAUGUAUUUCCUCACAAACCCUAGAACCCAACAAUCAUCUUUAUCCCUUUACUCUGUUAGGCGGUUCCAUGGCCUAGAAAGCUUAGAAAAAAAAAACCCACCAAGUGUUCGACAGAAUGCCUCACCGAACAAAACCCUCCAAGCCCAGCACAGAUACAACGGGCAUGGAUCAAAGAAACUGGUUGGAUCUUCCUGAUGAUGUAACAACAAAUAUACUCCAUAGGUUGAGCGUAGUUGAGAUUCUUGAGAACGUACAGAAGGUGUGCACUGCGUGGCGUAAAAUCUGCAAAGACCCGGCUAUGUGGAGAGUUAUCGACAUGGAAAAUCUUCAAGGUUUGGCUAACCCUCGUGCACUUGAGAAGAUGUGUAUGAAUGUGAUUGAUCGGAGUCAAGGCCAGCUUGUUGAUUUAAGCAUCGAACAUUUUCCUACUGAUGAUUUGAUUGAAUUCCUCGCUCAAGGCGAAAGAUCAAGUCAGCUCAGGCGUCUUCAAAUUUCAUAUGGCUAUGGUUCGUUGCAUAAAUCUUGGAAUGACUUAUUUAGAAAGGCUCCGAUGCUGGAGGAACUUGCUCUUACUUUCACUACUAUUUCGGAGGAGACUGUUGCAGAAAUUAGUCGAUGUUGUCCCAUGCUCAAGUCAUUCACAUAUAACAAUCAUGGUUGGAAGCAUAGCAUAGGGAUGGAUGCUGCAGAUGACUUUGUUAUAGCUGUUGCAAAAGGCAUGCCGCAGUUACUCCACCUACAGCUCACUGGCAAUGAAAUGUCAAAUAAGGGUUUACAGGCGAUUCUGGAUGGUUGUCCUAACCUUCAGUCCCUUGAUCUACGUGGAUGCUCCAGCAUUAAACUUUACGACAGUUGUGGAAAGCUAUGUAAGGAACGAAUCAAGAACUUGAGGCUCCCCCGUGACUCUAUGAUAGGCCACAAAGUUGCACCCUACGAUAGUGAAGAUGAGUAUGAAGAUUAUCUCUGGGAUGGUUAUGUUGGGCUUUAUGACGAUCUUUUGGAUGAUGUUGGUGGUGGCUUUGAUGAUGAUGAUGGUGGCUUUGGACCUUUUGGUGGUUUUGCUGAUGGCGUUGCAGAUUAUUACCAUCUCCUCUGAAACAAUGCUUAAAGCUUAAGCUUAAAGCUGUGUCAUCUGCAACUCUGCCCUAGCAGUUCUCUUGUUAUAAGCCACCAUGUUAACUUUGCUUAAAUUCUCCUUUUAAAACUCAUGUGAAGACAGUGUUUUCCUAUGUAUCCCUUUGUUUUGUUCAGUCUUUAGUUUCUGAAUUCUGAAUCGGAAGUGAAAGGAUUUGAGUACAUCUUUUGUUGGUAUUUUAUUUCUCAAGUGGAAUUCUUAA
Daucus carota subsp. sativus is the source of this 1372-nucleotide messenger RNA. RefSeq names its product F-box protein SKIP19. The transcript has 2 exons. NCBI's taxonomy places the organism in Eukaryota, Viridiplantae, Streptophyta, Magnoliopsida, Apiales, Apiaceae. Bases 151 to 1131 code for a protein of 326 amino acids. The record is from RefSeq and is a predicted model, not a curated record. Gene Ontology annotation, molecular function: protein binding.